Molecule: messenger RNA, 1661 nt
Organism: Dunckerocampus dactyliophorus (ringed pipefish)
Lineage: Eukaryota; Metazoa; Chordata; Actinopteri; Syngnathiformes; Syngnathidae
Product: phosphoribosyl pyrophosphate synthase-associated protein 1-like
Exons: 11
Coding region: 322-1524 (400 amino acids)
Biological process (GO): 5-phosphoribose 1-diphosphate biosynthetic process; purine nucleotide biosynthetic process
Cellular component (GO): cytoplasm; ribose phosphate diphosphokinase complex
Molecular function (GO): magnesium ion binding; ribose phosphate diphosphokinase activity
Source: RefSeq, a predicted model, not a curated record
UUGCAAUAGAGUCGAUGCUGCGAAAGUUUCAGGUCUGCAUCAUUCGACUGUUGCAACGUUUUACACAAGCUUUACAGUUUGUGCACUGGAACACAACACCGUGUAGAAGGUGAUGCGUUAGCUAUUGUUGAGCAGCGCGAGAGAGUUCCCAUUUGGGCUCUUUUAAAAAGUUCUCACAUUUUCUUUUUUUUAAGUAAUAGUUUUUCAGUUUGGUUUUAGCUUUUCAUUCCGUUUCAGUUUCAGAGAGGGGAUUUUAAGUAUUUGUUUCGAAAAAUUGUGAAGAAAAAGUGAAGCCCAGAACCGCAGUGGGUCCAAAGCAACAUGCCGAUAAGGCGUUUUGGGGGUCACAGGUCUCUGGUGUCGCGCUCUGAAACGCCAAAACUCUCGUAUGGUUACUCGAAAAUGAAUGUUUCAAGAAGCGGAUACCGUGUUUUUUCUGCCAACUCCAGCACUUCCUCUACCCAGCUGGCCAAGAAGAUAACAGAACGCUUGGGUGUGGAGUUGGGCAAGUCUGUCGUAUACCAGGAGGCAAAUGCAGAGACCAGAGUGGACGUGAAGGAGUCUGUUCGUGGACAAGACAUCUUCAUCAUUCAGACCAUUCCCAGAGAUGUCAACACCGCCAUCAUGGAACUGCUGAUUAUGGCUUAUGCUCUGAAAACAUCCUGCGCUAAGAACAUCAUUGGGGUCAUCCCAUACUUUCCAUACAGCAAGCAGUGCAAGAUGAGGAAGAGGGGAUCCAUUGUUUGCAAGCUACUGGCCUCCAUGUUGGCUAAAGCCGGCCUGACUCACAUUAUCACCAUGGACCUCCAUCAGAAGGAAAUCCAGGGCUUCUUUGGUUUCCCUGUUGACAACCUGAGAGCUUCCCCCUUCCUCAUCCAGUACAUCCAAGAGGAGAUCCCAGAUUACAGGAAUGCUGUCAUUGUUGCAAAGUCGCCAUCGGCUGCAAAGAGGGCGCAGUCCUAUGCCGAGAGGCUGCGGCUCGGCCUGGCCGUCCUGCACGGUGCCGCUCACAAUUUAGAGUCCAGCAUAGCCGAUGGCCCGACCUCACCGCCGCCAGCUCGCUCAAAUGCUGGACACACCGGCCUGGAGCUGCCACCAAGCACAGGCAGCAGAUUUCGUGUCCCAUUUCCAGGGAUUGAGCUUCCAAUGAUGAUGGCAAAGGAGAAGCCACCCAUCACUGUCGUCGGAGAUGUUGGGGGAAGAAUCGCCAUUAUUGUUGACGACAUCAUUGAUGACGUGCAGGAGUUUGUUGCGGCAGCAGAGAUCCUGAAGGAGCGAGGAGCCUACAAGAUCUACAUCAUGGCCACACACGGCUUGCUGUCUGCAGAGGCACCCAGACUGAUAGAAGAGUCUGCCAUUGAUGAGGUGGUGGUGACUAAUACCGUGCCCCAUGAGGUCCAGAAGCUACAGUGUCCAAAGAUCAAGACUGUGGACGUGAGCAUGAUCCUUGCCGAGGCCAUCCGUCGCAUCCAUAACGGAGAAUCCAUGGCCUACCUGUUCCGGAACAUUGCUGUGGAUGACUGAGGCAACCACACACACCAAAUUACACUCAAUUACCAAGCAACGUGAGCACAUUUACUGCAUGCAACUUGAUGUAUCACUUACAGUAUCUCAUUAUUUCUUCUAUAUCAAGGGCAAAUAAAACUAUUGUUCUCGGGUGA